Messenger RNA from Ilex paraguariensis (yerba mate), 579 nucleotides. The record is from the annotation of a GenBank genome assembly. Lineage: Eukaryota; Viridiplantae; Streptophyta; Magnoliopsida; Aquifoliales; Aquifoliaceae.
GUUCGUGAAGAAGAAAUUUGAGGAGUUGUAUUUUCAAAGCACUGCCCCUGAUCGCGUUGACCGGGUCUUUAAAAUAUACAGAACCACUGCACUUGAUCAGAAGCUAGUGAAGAAGACUUUCAAACUCGUUGAUGAGACUUUGAGGAGAAGAAACCUCUUUGAAGCAGGCUUGUUGUGACCACCGAGCAAUUUUUUGGGAAAAAUGUCAAUAUUUUUAAAUGAAGUAUCCGAAUUUUCAACAGCAAAGUUGGAACUCUCAAAAAUGGAUGACUGGCAUAUCAUAUUCUACGGGUUAAAAGUUCUAGAUUCCCCUCAUGUUAGCAUUCUAUAGGAGCUUGAUUUGAUUUUAUUUUUUUAAAUUCCCUAUUGUCGUAUUAUUAUUACCUUAUAAGCUCCUCAUGAAGUUUUUGUUCUUUCCCUAGUUCCCAACACCCGUCCCCUUACCCUUUUUGUUCUUUAUUUCAAUUUGUAUCCCUUCUCAUUAGGGAUGAAAACCAAUACACAUUACAAAAUGAUACGCUCCUGCAGUUUAUUGUUGUGAUUAUUCCUCUCAAGCUUUACAUUUACAUUUGAUUUCUA